GUAUCUAGACGUCAAACAGGAAGUUUCCUACAACUCAGCUGAAAGCUUCACAAGUGAUGCGAGUCUCCGCUUGUUACAGUCUGAUAAGUCACUAAUAUAUUCAGAAAAAGAUGUCCUCCGAUUUAACGUUAGACUUCAGAAAUCGCCACCAAUACCCUGUGAUGGAUAGUGAAGCGGGCACCAUCUCCAUUGACCAGGGAGGAGAGUGGGACAUAAGCCUGUUUGAUGAGCUGGAUAACCUUGGAGAUGCAGAUGAACUGCUUGAGGCCCUCCAGAGUGCUGGCUAUGCUAAUGAAGGUCCAGAUCUGGAUUUUGAUAUUGACAUUCCCCCAUGGAAUGAAAUUGACACAAGCAGCACCUGCACAGAUGGUGAGAUGAGUGUGGACUCUCUGUCACCUGCCCACACUCUGAGUUCCGUCCCUUCCCCUGCCUCUGUGGAAGCUUUGUCUCCGUACAUCUUACAUGAUGAAGCUCUGUCCCCACAAUCGCAGCUUUCUCCAGUUUCCUUGUACUCAGAUUCCAGUGACUUUUCUGAAAUCCACCCCCCACCCAAAAAAGCCGCUAAAAGGACCACUCAGGUGGCACGAGCAAAACCAACUCAGCCAGUCAAGAGGCCGAUUCAGAUCGGCCCAAAGGUCUCCAUCCAGCCCAAACCGCUGAUUACGGCCAUGCCCUUGACUCCGGCAGCAGCAUCCUUGCAAGCCAAGACAAUAAUCAUCCAGCCCCUACAGACCUCUGUGCUGCCUGUGUUUAAACCCGCUCCAAUCAGCAUCCAACCAGCACCCCCUCCAGGUCAUCCUAUUGUGCUUUCUCAGCCAAGCCAGUUACUGCAGAUCCAAACGCCGCAGGCCACCUCCGGAAGUGUGGUUGCUAUGCCAACACUCACCCAAGACAAGCCUGUUCCUGUAGCUGCUCCCUCCCUGGUUUCUGUCUCACUUCGGACUCCUUCCUCAGACGAUGAUUCAAAGAUGUCCCAGAGGCAGCAGCGCAUGAUAAAGAACCGGGAGUCUGCAUCGCUGUCCCGGAAAAAGAAGAAAGAAUAUCUGCUCUCAUUGGAAGCUCGCCUGAAAGUGGCGUUGUCUGAGAAUGAGGUGCUCAAGUGUGAGAAUGGGAACCUUAAGAGGCAGCUGGAGGGCCUGCUGAGUGAGAACACAGUAAUAAAGACAAAAACAUCCAAAAGGAAAGCUGUGUGCCUCAUGGUGGUCCUGGUGUUCCUCGUGCUUAACGUUGGACCAAUGAGUGUGUUUCAGGGUGGCUCCAAGCUCGAGGUUACUCCCGUGCAGCAUGGUGGCAGACACCUGUUGGGUUUCUCGUCAGAGGCAGAAAAUGAGCUGACGAUGGAUUCCGAGGUCAGCAGCAGCUCCUCUGAGAUGCCAUUCAGCUCUAAGGAUAAAGCCUUGAUGGUGGUGAAAGAUCCCAUCUUUCUCAGACCACCUCCCCCGUGCCAACCUCCUAUUAACAGGACCAAGUGCAUUGAGUUGGCCCAUGAGUUGAGGGGAUGGGUCCAUCGUCACGAAGUACAGCAGACCAAAUCCAGGCGCUUGAGUAACAGCAACCAUAAACACACCAGGACCAUUCUGCAGAAAACUGAAAGUAGGGAGGCUGAGAGUGCCCAGAUUGUUGCAGUUCCAUACACAGAUACUACUGAGAAAAAGAAUCCAGGCAGGGAGCUGCAGGUAUACUACGCACCUCAACAUAUCUACACUGACUUCUUUGAAGAGCUCAAUCGCCGCGGUGAUACUUUCUACGUGGUGUCUUUCCGUAGGGAUCAUCUUCUUCUUCCUGCCACCAACCACAACAAAGGAAGUCGACCCAAGAUGUCUUUGGUGUUGCCAGCCAUGAACAUAAAUGACAGCAUCAUAAGGGACAAAGAGUUCGAGGUGAUGAUGCAGAUAGACUGUGAAGUAACAGACACCAGGAUCCUCCACAUCAGGUCCUCCAGCAUCCCACCUUUGCUGCGGGUCAACCACACAGAUACAUUUUACCAGCACGCCCCGACCGACAACAAGGCUGCGCCUCUUGUUGGUGUGCUAAUGGGAUCUGCGUAGGAUUACCACUGGUCCCAACAAAACUUAAUGCAAACGCAAGAUAACACAGUUAACAGUUUUUUUUUUUUUUAAUAAAUUGUUCAAGAAUAAUUUAGAUCUGCUGAACCCCAUUGUAAUUUAGAUUUUUUUUGUUUUUGUUUUUGAUUUGAAUGCAUGAGCUCUGCGGAAGGGAUCCCCAUAUCUGGUCCUCAAGGCCCACUCUCCUGCAGACUUUCAAUGUUUCCCUGCUUCAACACACCUGAUUCAAAUGAAUGGGUCAAUAGCAGACUUCUGCAGAGUUUGUCAGAGAUCCAUCUAAUUUGAAUCAGGUGUGUUGCUGCAGGCAAACAUAUAAUACCUGCAGGACAGUGGGUCUUGAGGACCAGGGUUGGGGAUCACUGCUCUGCAGGACUGUACAAAACAAGAAUACAAAAUAGGUUGAAACCGUCAACUGCUGUGAGCCACAUUUUUCAGAGGGGCUGAUAUUCGGAGGUAGUCAGUAAUGGGGUCCGAGCAGAGGCUGGCUCCUUGUGUGGCAACACUGACUUCUCCCUGUAACCCCAGACGCUCUCACAUAAGGGUAAUUGUUUAGCGGCAGGGGGCAGAGCAUUGAACCCUGAGUCACCUCAUCAUAACACAAAUACUUCAACUCCUACCAGCUCUCCUCAAGUCAGCUCUUUCUCUUUUUUUGACCCACUCAACAAAUCCAUUUAUAUCUGGUUGGAAGAACAAUAGUGUGUUUAUGUUUUUGCUAAACAAUGAAGUGAUCUAACGUUUUUCUUUCUCUGUGUAAAUGGGAGGAUUUUAUAGAUGAAAUUAUAACACAAGCUCAAUUUCCUGCAGCAAAGGAACAAAACUCAGGAAAACAGGUGAACUGUAAAAACUAGAUGGUGAACCACUAUGUUGCUGGCAUUUUUAGAAUAAUUUAAGGGUUCCAUGUGCUCAGUUUACUGCACUUUGAAGGAUUUUAGUACUUCAUUUGGGAGGGUCUUUGUGUCACACAUAUUGGUGAACAAUUCUUUUUAUUAUGAGUAGUUCACCUAUAGGGUUCAUUGAAUUUUGUGUUUUGAUUUGUUAAUUUUUUAAGACUUUCUUUAUCUCUUUGUGAAGUCUCUAAUUCCAUUUAAACUCUGUCACAUGUUGUAAAUAAAGUUUCUAAAUGUUGCAAAAGUUGAAGUACAUUAUAGACUUUAGUAGAUAUUUUUUGUGUGUGUUUGUGUCAGUGUUAUCCUAGAAAAACUUCUUCAUUUUUUUAUUAUAUCUUUAAACUGUUGAGCUUAUUCUAGACAUACAACCACAAAUGAAAACACUGAUAGACCUCUCCGUCCACAUGCUGAAUAUUUGGUAGUGAAAUUUUAAAAGUUGCAGGAAUUUCUGUAGAAUCAUAAUUUUUUACUUAAUUAACAACUUGUGGUAAAAUUUUGUGCUCUAAAUGCAGAAUAUGGGAAGAUAAAUUCUGGUUUUUAAUGCCUUACAUUGUGUUUUGUCUACUUUAAUGAUUAUAAUUUGAUUUUAAAUAAUGAAGUAUUUCCUCACCAGUUUUGUAUGUUUAUAAAAUGGCAUAUACUUGUAUGUUUCUUUUAGCUCCAGGCUUGCACAGAUGCCAGCUCAACAGAUGCCCAUUAAAAACAUGUUGUUUUCUUUUUAAUGACAGGCAUUCUUUGUGUGCAGCUUUCCUUUUUUUUCUUUAAUGUUAAGUUUGGACACACAGAAAAUGCAUAACGUGUGUUUUUGUCUUUUAAGUCCUAUUAUGUGCUUAAACCAAAAUAAACACUGGAUUUUCUCUUAAGUA
Melanotaenia boesemani (Boeseman's rainbowfish) is the source of this 3819-nucleotide messenger RNA. RefSeq names its product activating transcription factor 6 (gene atf6). The transcript has 16 exons. Gene Ontology annotation, cellular component: nucleus. NCBI's taxonomy places the organism in Eukaryota, Metazoa, Chordata, Actinopteri, Atheriniformes, Melanotaeniidae. Bases 111 to 2048 code for a protein of 645 amino acids. Gene Ontology annotation, molecular function: DNA-binding transcription factor activity, RNA polymerase II-specific; RNA polymerase II cis-regulatory region sequence-specific DNA binding. Gene Ontology annotation, biological process: endoplasmic reticulum unfolded protein response; regulation of transcription by RNA polymerase II. The record is from RefSeq and is a predicted model, not a curated record.